AUGGCGUCGAAGCCCAUCACACUGCAAAUACGCCCACGAGGUAGGCAAACCUGGCUGAAACCAAGACCUGCCGAGAAGCACGUCCCCCUUGACAGUCUCCCUGCUCACACCUCUACAGGAAAACCCAUAAGAUCCCUACCGGAGUCCAUCGACCUGAAACCCGACGCCUCCACAUCCGAGUUGUACUCCGAACUUGCACGCAGGACCAAAUACUCGAUCCACCAGCUGCGCGUGACCAAGGGCUCCGAUGGCACUGUCGUGGUCAAUUCUAAAGAUACGUCGGUACACCAGAUCGGUCUACGUGAGCAGAGUACGGUCUAUGUAAAAGAUCUGGGGACACAAGUGGCAUGGCGGACAGUCUUCUUGGUCGAGUAUUUUGGCCCGAUCCUGAUACAUCCAUUGAUGCUGGCUCUCCGACCGUACAUUUACCCAUCCGCUACUAAGGAGGCGUCUCAGCUGCAACAAACGCUCUGUAUAUUGAUAUGCUUGCACUUCGUCAAGCGGGAGCUGGAGACCUUGUUUGUCCACCGCUUCUCGGCUGCUACUAUGCCCCUCCGCAACAUCUUCAAGAACAGUUUCCAUUACUGGAUUCUUUCUGGCCUCAUGAUCGCAGCUUUCAUCUAUUCCCCUUACUCCGCGGCAGCACAAGAGCCGAACCCACUGCUCUUCUAUCCUGGAUUGGUUAUCUUCGCCCUGGGGGAAUUGGGCAAUCUUCAAACACAUCUCACACUGAAAGGGCUCCGGAGCGCAGGAGGGACCGAACGUGGCAUCCCCCAGGGGUUCUUGUUCAACCUCGUUACCUGCCCCAAUUAUAUGACGGAGACCAUCUCUUGGAUUGGGGUUUACCUUCUCAGUGGCCUGAGCUGGGGAGUACUCAUCUUUCUUAUCGUCUCCGUCGUUCAAAUGGGGCAAUGGGCAGCAAAGAAGGAGCGAAGAUAUCGCAAGGAGUUUGGUGACAAAUACAAGAAGAAGAAGUUCACCAUGCUUCCGGGCAUUUGGUAA
Molecule: messenger RNA, 1002 nt
Organism: Fonsecaea erecta
Lineage: Eukaryota; Fungi; Ascomycota; Eurotiomycetes; Chaetothyriales; Herpotrichiellaceae
Exons: 1
Coding region: 1-1002 (333 amino acids)
Biological process (GO): very long-chain fatty acid biosynthetic process
Molecular function (GO): oxidoreductase activity, acting on the CH-CH group of donors
Source: RefSeq, a predicted model, not a curated record